This is a messenger RNA of Aphanomyces astaci, 2865 nucleotides long. RefSeq lists its product as hypothetical. Lineage: Eukaryota; Oomycota; Saprolegniomycetes; Saprolegniales; Verrucalvaceae. The coding region runs from base 41 to 2326 and encodes 761 amino acids. Gene Ontology annotation, biological process: DNA replication initiation; double-strand break repair via break-induced replication; DNA replication. Gene Ontology annotation, cellular component: nucleus; MCM complex. The record is from RefSeq and is a predicted model, not a curated record. The transcript is spliced from 10 exons. Gene Ontology annotation, molecular function: single-stranded DNA binding; ATP hydrolysis activity; single-stranded DNA helicase activity.
GCGGGAGAUUGCUUUCAUCGGCGCGAGGACUGCUUCGACGAUGAACGCGCCUCCUCGUAACAACUACACAUCUGCGUUCAACCGUCAGCCAGCUUCCCAGGCCAGCUCCAUAGGCGGCAGCGGUGGCGCACCGCAAGCUCCGGCAAUCACAGGAUACCCUAACUACAACGACGAACGAGACAAGUGCCUCAACUUUUUGCGCAACUUUGUAUGCUCACUUUCCAACUCGCGCAAGUAUGCUGACGUUCUGCAAGAGAUUGCCGACCGUCAACGGACCACGAUUGCGAUUUCUCUGGACGAUGUCUUGCAGUUUGAAAACGACGAAGGGUUUGUGCGCAACAUCAUGCGAAACACCCGUCGGUACGUGACGCUGUUCUCGGACGCGGUGGACGAAAUCCUGCCGCCGCCGUCGCGGGAUAUUUCCCAGGCCCACGACGUGCUCGACGUGUUGCGCUUGCAUCGUGUCCAGGAAGCCACAACCGACCCAGACCACCCCGUGGACAUUCGCACGAUCUUUCCCCCCGCGCUCAUGCGACGCUUUGAACUCCAGUUGAUUCCUGGAGUCAAGACCAAACCAGUACCCAUCCGCGACGUCAAGGCGUCCAAGGUCGGCAGCCUCGUGCGCAUCAAGGGCAUGGUCACGCGCGUGUCCAACGUCAAGCCGCUCGUGGUCGUGUCCACAUACACAUGCGAGUCGUGCUCGUUUGAAGUGUAUCAAGAGGUGAAAUCGCGCAAUUUCAACCCGUUGCUGCAAUGUCCCAGUGAAAAAUGCACGACCAACCGCACGAACGGCCGGUUGUUGAUGCAAACCAAAGCAUCCAAGUUUCAAAAGUUUCAAGAAGUCAAGUUCCAGGAACUGCCAGACCAAGUGCCCAUGGGCCACAUACCUCGGACAUUGUCCGUGUACUUGCGCGGCGAACUCACGCGGACAUGCGAACCUGGCGCGCUCGUGACAAUCUGCGGCAUCUUCCUGCCGCUGCCGUACAGCCCCAUGCGUCAAAUGCAAGUGGGGCUCAUCACGGAAACGUACUUGGAGGCCACGCACGUGAUCAACCACAAGAAGCGGUACAGCGCCAUGGACGCAUCCGAAGAAAUGGAGCACGAGAUCCAGCGGCUUCAAGACUCGCCCAACCUGUACUCGAUGCUCGCGCAGUCGAUCGCUCCGGAAAUCUAUGGCCACGAAGACAUCAAGAAGGCGCUGUUGCUGCUCAUGAUUGGCGGCGUGACCAAACGCAUGGAUGAAGGCAUGAAGAUCCGGGGGGACAUCAACGUGCUGCUCAUGGGCGACCCCGGCGUGGCCAAGAGUCAGCUGCUCAAACACAUUGCCACGAUCAGUCCGCGUGGGAUUUACACCACGGGCAAAGGCAGCAGCGGCGUCGGGCUCACGGCGGCCGUCGUGCGCGACCAGAUGACCAAGGAAAUGACGCUUGAAGGCGGCGCGCUCGUACUCGCCGACAUGGGAAUUUGCUGCAUCGACGAAUUCGACAAGAUGGAGGAAGGUGACCGCACCGCCAUUCACGAAGUCAUGGAGCAGCAGACGGUGAGCAUUGCCAAGGCGGGCAUCACCACAACGUUGAACGCGCGGUCGUCGGUGUUGGCGGCGGCGAACCCCAUCUACGGACGAUACAACAAGAAGCUCACGGCAUCUCAGAACAUCAACCUCCCCAAUGCGCUCCUGUCGCGGUUCGACUUGCUGUUUUUGAUCUUGGACAUUGCCCAGUACGACAAGGACGAAGCUCUGGCCCGCCACGUCACACACGUGCAUCGCUACGGCAAGAAUCCCGACAUGGCAUUUGAGCCAGUGCGGGCCGACGUGUUGCGGUACUUUGUCGCAAUCGCCAAGCAAUACGUCCCCAGCAUCCCCGAGUCACUUUGCAGUUAUGUCGUCGAAGCGUAUGUGAUGCUGCGCGCCGGCCAAGACGCGACCAACGACGCCCAGACCGCCAUGACGGCGCGCCAGCUGCUCAGCAUCUUACGGCUGUCGCAGGCACUGGCUCGCCUUCGCUUCUCCAACACGGUGAUGACAGAGGACGUGGACGAAGCCAUUCGGUUGGUGUACGUAUCCAAGUCGUCUUUGCACGAAGAAGACCAGAGCGGGUCGUCGCGCCACAAGCCGUCGGCGGAUGCCAACUCCAAGAUCUACCGCGUCAUUCUCGACUACACGCGGGACCGAAAUGAAACGAGCGUCAGUUACAGCGACAUUGAACCCCUGGUGCUUCGAAAAGGGUACACUCAGGUGCAGCUGAAGCAGUGCAUUGAGCAGUACGAAGCGCUGCAGGUGCUCCAGUGGAGCGAGAACAAGACGACGUUGCACUUUGUCAUGUAAAUGAUCAAAACGUAGAUUGCGGGCAGUUUGAAUUGGUUUUACAAUGCUAAUGCAUCCAUAACUUUAAUCGGAACGCAUCCACGCCAUUCAGAUAGUACUUGAGCAGUCGUUCGUCCUUAACAAACCCAAGGUUUUGGUACAGUCGAAUUGCAGCCACGUUGGUGAUCUCGGUCUCGAGCACGACUUCGUCGCAUUCGAGUUGGAUCAUCUGGUCGAUGGCUUUCUUCACGAGACUCGACCCGAUGCCAUGCUUUCGGAACGACUUGUCCACGGCCAGCAUGGCAAUGUAGCCCUUGAGCACCCCCGGACUCUUUUCCAACCGGCACACGAUCGCCCCCACGACGGUGCCGUCGCCGCCUCGGGCCAAGAUGCACAGUUCCGGCCAGCUAUAGAGGAAGUACCGGUAUGUGUACACAGAGUACGGCUCCGACAGGUCCUUUUCAAACAGGGCCAUCAAGUCGCCUAGCUCCUUCUCGGACUCAUACUGUGCGUACUGGAUGCUCAUCGCGCCGCUCGUUGCCGCCACCACUUGACUGACA